This is a messenger RNA of Chironomus riparius, 3373 nucleotides long. Lineage: Eukaryota; Metazoa; Arthropoda; Insecta; Diptera; Chironomidae. The record is from the annotation of a GenBank genome assembly.
CUUUUGAUUAAAUAAUUUUAUCACAUGCUCAUUUACUUUCACUGCCUUCUAUUCACAGAGAAAUUGUCGAUUGUAACGCCAGAACAGCUGCGACUUAUUUAUAAUUUGUACUACAAAUAUUAUAAACUCUCAAAAGCUGAUGAUAAUUAAAAUAAAAUUGUGUGUUUGUCUCUCUCUUUUGUUCAGUAUUCGAGUUCAUUGUGAAUUAGCAUGAAGUUUGAUAAUUUGCUAGAGGAACCCGUUGUGUCUUUAAGUGAUAGAAAAAAUUAUAAAAUUUUAAAAUUGCAAAAUGGCUUAAAAGUUUUGCUAAUCAAGCAACAGAGUGAUAAUGAUGAUGAGUUGUGUAGAUAUAAGAAAUAUAAAUCAAAUGCUGCGGCUGUCGCAUUGUGUGUUGAUGUAGGAAGUUUUAAAGAUCCCAGAGAUAUACAAGGAAUGAGUCAUUUGUUGGAACAUGUGAUCUUCAUGGGAUCCGAAAAAUAUCCAAAAGAGAAUGAAUUUGAUCAAUUUGUUUCAUCACACGGCGGAUAUGACAAUGCGUAUACAGAAAGUCAAUACACUGUAUUUCACUUUGACAUUAUUGAAAAACAUCUUGCUGGUGCUCUCGAUCGAUUCGCAAAUUUAUUUAUAUCACCCUUGAUGUCACUUGACAGUAUACAAAGAGAAAUCAUUGCCGUUGAAUCUGAAUUUCAAAAUAAUAUAAAUGAUGAUGAUGUGAGAAUAAAUCAGAUUUAUUCAACGAUGAUAUGCGAUGAGCAUCCUGCUUCAAAUUUUAUUUGGGGAAAUUCAGUGACCUUGAAGGAUGGAGUCGAUGGAAGAAUCUUGUAUGGGAAAUUGCACGCAUUUAGGAGAAAAUAUUAUACGCCAAAUCGGAUGUAUUUGUGCAUUCAAUCAAGUAUUGAAAUAAGCAGACUCGAGAGAACUGUUAUUGCUACGUUUUCAGAUAUUCCAAUACCAAAUGAUGCAAAGAUUCACGAUACAAUUGCUUCAAAUAAUCCUUUCGAGAUUUUUAAAUCGGAUUUCCACGAGAAAAUUUUCUUUGUUAAAUCAACAUCGGAGAAGUGCAAGCUUCUUAUGACAUUCUUAUUUCCAACAAAUCCAAAAGAAUAUAAAUUCCUCGAAUAUCUCGCAUCAUUGAUUCAAUAUGAAGGUCCUGGAAGCUUAUCAGAUUAUUUCAUGGAUGAGUUGCUAGCAUUAAAAGUGAAAGCUCGUGUGGGAUAUCAAGACUUUGGAGGAAAUUCAUAUUUUACAUUCUUUACGAUCGAUGUCAAUUUGACGUCGAGAGGCUUUCAAGAUUUUGAUUGUGUUUUGAGAGCAAUUUUUGCUUACUUGCUGCUGCUUAAGUCGACUAAACUUGAAGAGCAUGAAACGAGGUUUAAAGAGUUUAAGGAAAUCAGUGACACCUUGUUCAAAUACCGUAAAGAAAAGUCUGCAAUUGAAAAUGUUCAAGAUAUUGCUGUGAAUAUGAAAUAUUAUGAUGACAAGAACAUCAUUAUUGGAAGUGAUUAUUGUCCUGAUUUCAACGCUUCCGUCAUGAAAGGAUUAAUUGAAAAGCUCAAUGAGAAAAAGUUUAAUCUCUUAAUUUUAUCAGAUAAAUCUUGUGCUGCUUAUCAGAUGAAAGAAAAAUGGUUUCAAACUGAAUAUUCUGCUGUUAACUUUCCACAAGAGUAUAAUAAGCUUUGGAAUGAGAGAUGGCUUAUGAAUGAGCUUUACCUACCAUCACCAAAUAAAUUUAUAUGCAAAAGUUUUGGGAUUUUUAAUAAUCCAACAGAGCAAGAUGAAAAGUUUCCACGAAAGAUUUUUGAAAAUGAAAUUUGUGAAUUAUAUUAUAAGAUGGAUAAAAAUUUUAAGCUUCCGUAUGCUUACGUCUACAUUUUCUUCAUCUCACCGCUUUCACAAUUGUCAACUGAGAAUCUCAAUAUGACCUCUAUUUAUUCAAUGUGCGUGAAAAAUUUCCUAUCUGAAAAAUUAUAUCCAGCGACACUCGUCGGUUACAGCUAUAAAUUGAAUUCAGUCGAUUCUGGGUUGAUUUUACGGUUGAAUGGAUUUAAUGAAAAAUUACAAUUGAUUCUCGAGAUUAUUACAAUGCAAAUGAAAAAGUCAAUUACAAAAUGUACUUUUGAGACAUUCAGGAGGGAAUUGAAGAAAAAUUGUCAUAAUUGCAUGACGGAUUUGAAUAUAUUGAAUGAUGAUUACAGACUGACCGUCCUCAAGCAGAAUCAUCGAUCAUUCCACGAAAGAUACAAGCAAAUUGACUCAAUUAAGUAUCAAGAUUUUAAACUUUUCGCAACAAAAAUUCUCGAGACAUUAAAGAUGAAAAUAUUAAUCCAAGGAAAUAUCGUAAAAGCACGCGCUGAGUAUCUCAAAGAAUUAAUAGUAGAAAAUUUGAAGCCACAAAAAAUUAACGAUUUUCCAAAUGAAUCUCAAAUUUAUGAACUUCCUCUCGGCUCCACUUACAUUAAAAAUAAGUCAUUACGCAACAAUGAUUAUAAUGCCAUUAUUAAAAAUUAUUAUCAAGCCGGAAGAUCCGAUAUUAAAUUGGAGUCUCUCACUGAGAUUUUAGCAAGUAUCUUGAUGGAGCCACUUUUUGACAUUCUUCGAACACACCAACAACUUGGAUAUGGAAUUAAUUGUUCAGCGAGGAAAAAUAAUCGCGUUAUGGGUUUGGUAAUUACAGUCGAGUAUCAAGAGAAUCUUCAUUCGUCAGAAUUCAUUGAUGCGAAAAUUGAAGAAUUUCUGAUUGAAUAUCAAAACACCUUGAAUGCGAUUAGUGAAGAAGAUUUUAUUGCCGCUAAACGAUGCUUCAUCUCAUCUAAACUCACUUCAAAUACAGAUCUUGAAGUUGAAGUGAUACGGAAUUUCGAUGAAUUAAGAAAUUACGAAGAUGUUUUCAAUAGACGAGAACUUGAAGCGGAUGAAAUUGAAAAUAUCACAAAAAAGGAAAUUUUGGAAUUUUAUAGAAAAGUUUUGCUCGAUACAGCGACAAAAAGAAAAUUGUCAGUACAGAUAACAGGCACUAAUGGAGCGAAUGAAAAUUGUGAGACGAAAAGUGUUAACAAUGUGGAAAAUUGUAAAGAAACGGAUUUUAAUGAACUUCAAGCGUGCUGCAAAGUUUAUUCUUAACCGUCAAUAAUUGUUCUGUAUUUUUCUCAAAUUUAUCUGUGAUAGUUGAUGAUAAAUUGUGAAUUAUUUAAAUUUAUUGUUUAGUCUAAACACUCACUUUUGUGUACGGGGAUGAUCGCAAAUUAUGUCAAUGAAAAUUGAACUUUUUUGAUGAUUUUUUAAUUUUGAGCAACUUUUCCAAUUUGUCACAAAAUAUUAGCUGAAUAAUCUACAUUAAACUUAAAGCUAUAUGGGCUCGGUCGAAUAAAAAGUU